CUACUUUCAUCCUCGAAUGACGUGAUUUCUGCGGUGGUCACUGCUCCCACGCCAACACCUCUUGAUGAGACACCUGAAACAAGUCCGUACAACAUUGAAGAUGAGAGCCAACUUGACUAUCAAGCUGUGUUUGGUUCGCGACCGAAAGUGGCUCGAACUCCCGACGGUGCCAGCCAUCGAGGCAAUUUCGCUCGCUGAUAUGCGUCGCUCCACGGCAAUCUCGAUCUGCAAUAAUGCCAAAGACUAUCGCAAUGUCAAAUUUCAGAUUUUUUUUUUGCUUUUUUUAAAAUUUCUUGUGUCUCUGUUGGUUCUGCAAACUUUUCCCUUUGCUUCGCGGAUAAAUGAAUUUGAUGCUAAUUCUUGUCAAAAACAGAGGCACAUUCUAUUGAAAACAGGUUCUUCUUCAGAGGUUCAUUCAAUAAAUUCCUCAAAGAGUAAAGCAUAG
Molecule: messenger RNA, 445 nt
Organism: Haemonchus placei
Lineage: Eukaryota; Metazoa; Nematoda; Chromadorea; Rhabditida; Trichostrongylidae
Source: the annotation of a GenBank genome assembly